CAGACAUACGUCAUGAGCGCGGGCACUCCUCCUACCAUUGUCCCGGACCCUGAUUACAGAGAUGGCUCAAGGGAGGGACGAUUGCGUUUCAGCAAGCGUGCGGAACAGCAUCUCCGGGACGAAUUAGCCCUGCACGCACGCAAACAAUGCCAGGAGCCGAUGGCAGCAUUUGCAGCGUGUGCCAAAGAGAAUGGGAUGUUCGUGAUUUUCAAGUGCCGGGCUCUUAAUAACGCC
Messenger RNA from Nannochloropsis gaditana CCMP526, 234 nucleotides. RefSeq lists its product as uncharacterized. The transcript has 2 exons. The annotation marks the transcript as partial. The record is from RefSeq and is a predicted model, not a curated record.